Molecule: messenger RNA, 1389 nt
Organism: Gekko japonicus
Lineage: Eukaryota; Metazoa; Chordata; Lepidosauria; Squamata; Gekkonidae
Gene: GNA13
Product: guanine nucleotide binding protein (G protein), alpha 13
Exons: 5
Coding region: 1-1350 (449 amino acids)
Biological process (GO): adenylate cyclase-activating G protein-coupled receptor signaling pathway; Rho protein signal transduction
Cellular component (GO): heterotrimeric G-protein complex; brush border membrane
Molecular function (GO): GTPase activity; guanyl nucleotide binding; D5 dopamine receptor binding
Source: RefSeq, a predicted model, not a curated record
AUGGCGGAUUUCCUGCCGUCGCGGUCCCCGCUGUCGGGCUGCUUUCCCGGCUGCCUGCUCAACAGCAGCGAGGCCGAGCAGCAGCGAAAGUCCAAGGAGAUCGACAAGUGCCUCUACCGCGAGAAGACCUACGUCAAGCGGCUCGUCAAAAAAAAUGGGAAACGCGAGGGGAGGAAAGAGGCGGCUGGAGCGGGAGAAACUCCGACGAGGCCGGCCGGGGUGCACGCUCGGGAAGGCCUGGCUGCUGCAGGGGAGGGAGCGGGAAGGACCGGGAAGUCGCUGCAGAGCUCGAGGCCGCGGAAGUCGGAUGCGGAAGGCGUAGAGGGCGGGCUACCAUCACAUCAGAAGAACCUGAAAACAAAAUCAAGUCAGCAAUCCAUUGUGGUGUGUUUUGGUUCAGGCAAUGAAAGCACAGGAGAGGAAGAGAAAAACUCUGAAAACGCUGAAAAACAUGUUCAGGAUGAUGAAAUAUGCAAUGAACUACCUGCUACACAAACUAGAAUAAGAGUCCUUGUGGAUGCUCGAGAGAAACUUCAUAUUCCCUGGGGAGAUCCUGCUAACCAAAAGAAUGGUGACAAGCUGAUGGCCUUUGAUACCCGCUCAGCAUUGGUGGCGCAAGGAAUGGUGGAGACCACAGUUUUUUUACAGUACCUUCUAGCAAUAAAAGCCUUGUGGGCAGAUAGUGGUAUCCAACAUUCCUACGAUAGGCGCAGAGAAUUUCAGCUGGGAGAAUCUGUAAAAUAUUUUCUGGACAACUUGGAUAAAUUGGGAGAACCAGAUUAUCUUCCUUCCCAGCAAGAUAUUCUGCUGGCACGAAGACCGACAAAAGGGAUCCAUGAGUACGAUUUUGAGAUUAAAAACGUCCCCUUUAAGAUGGUUGAUGUAGGUGGCCAAAGGUCAGAGCGAAAACGUUGGUUUGAAUGCUUUGACAGCGUCACUUCAAUACUGUUCCUGGUUUCAUCAAGCGAAUUUGACCAGGUACUUAUGGAGGAUCGACUAACAAACCGCCUUACAGAGUCUCUGAACAUUUUUGAAACUAUAGUCAACAACCGAGUUUUCAGCAACGUCUCCAUCAUUCUCUUCCUAAACAAGACAGACUUGCUUGAGGAAAAAGUGCAAAAAGUUAGCAUCAAAGACUAUUUCCCAGAAUUUGAAGGGGAUCCCCACUGCUUAAUAGAUGUCCAAAAAUUCCUGGUGGAUUGUUUUCGUACCAAGCGCAGGGAUCAGCAACAGAAGCCUUUAUAUCACCACUUCACCACUGCUAUAAAUACAGAAAACAUCCGCCUGGUAUUCCGUGAUGUCAAGGAUACCAUCCUUCACGACAACCUCAAGCAGCUCAUGCUACAGUGAUGUGCAAAAAGACUUUGUGUUGGUCGUUUACAGCAGGAG